This is a messenger RNA of Plectropomus leopardus (leopard coralgrouper), 2381 nucleotides long. Lineage: Eukaryota; Metazoa; Chordata; Actinopteri; Perciformes; Serranidae. The record is from RefSeq and is a predicted model, not a curated record.
GUGAGCAAGGGAGGAGGCAGCGUCUCUGAUCAACCAACUGUGAUCAUGCGGACAGUGGUGCUCCUCCUCAUUAUGGGAACAGUGGAUCUGAGCAUUGGUCAGUAUUACAGCCAGUUGCAGUGGCUGUCUCAUCUACGAGGACGGCGGCGGCACACCGACUGGCGGGCCGAUGAUGUGGACUGCCCCCUGGAGUGCGACUGCCCUUCAUCCUUCCCCACAGCUAUGUACUGUCACGGCCGCAACCUUCAGCACGUUCCCUAUGUCCCCUCACAUGUCAAGUAUGUCUACCUGCAGCGCAACCAGAUCACAGGCAUCAAAGAUGGCAUAUUUGACAAUGCUACCAACUUGGUCUGGAUUGUGCUGUUUCAAAACCAGCUUAAAUCAGACAUGAUUGGCAAGAAUGUCUUCAGCAAGCUCAAGCACCUGGAACGGCUCCUCUUGGAUCACAAUGAGCUCACACAUGUGCCUCCCAACCUGCCCAAGUCCAUCAUGGACCUGCGACUUGGCCACAACAAGAUCUCAAAAAUCUCCCCCAGCUCAUUCGGGGGGAUGGCCAACCUCACCACCCUUCAGCUCCAAGCAAAUGUUCUGGAGGAUGUUGGAGGUGUGUUCAAGGGACUUAAGUCUCUGACCAUGCUGGAUAUGAGGAAAAACAAGCUGAGGAAAAUCCCUGACAACCUCCCUGAGAGGCUGCAGCAGCUCUACCUGGAGUUUAAUGACAUAGAGAGCGUGCCAGCGGGCUUCCUCACCAUGAAUCCCAAACUGCAGUUUGUGCGCUUAGCUCAUAACAAGCUGACAGAUAAAGGACUUCCAUCCAAUGUCUUCAAUGUCAGCACGCUGUCUGAGCUUGAUCUUUCUUUCAAUAAACUGGAGAAGAUCCCUGUUGUCGGUAGGAACCUGGAGAACCUUUAUUUACACGCCAAUAACAUCAAAGAGUUCUCUCUAAAAAGUUUCUGCAGUACAAUCGACAUGAUAAACUUCUCCAGGCUGCGAAUGCUGCGUUUGGAUGCCAAUGAGAUCAGCGCCAAAGACAUUCCUUCUGAGGCUGCCUACUGUUUGCGGCGUGUUGCCUUUAUUGAUGUGUAGCUCUUCCUGCUCUCUCUCACUCUCUGAUUUGUCUCAUUCAGUGUUUCUUCAUCUGUUUUACCCCCAACUUCUAAUCUCCUGUCACAAUGUUUACCCUAAAUUGUUCACAGUCCACUCCAUGAAAACAGAUUUGAGAUGUGUUUCUUAACUGUUAGGAGAGCUUCUAUUUGUCCAAAUGAUUAAACAGCUCCAGCAUUCGUCAACGGGAAAUACCACAGCUGUAUAAUCACAUAUCCAGAUGAAUGGCACAUGGAUGACAAAGACCAAUGAGAAAAGUCCAGAUGAUUUUCCACAAACUAAUUCUUUAAGCAGUUGAUGUUUUCUGGCAAAAAUAGCAUAAAUACGAUGGAACUUAUGACAACAUGUUGUGCUUGUGUCCUGUCUGGCAAAGUGUAACCUGUCUUCAGCUUCCUAUCAUUAGUGGGAGACUCAGUUUGGAUCUUUGCCUCCACCAUGUGGCACACGGUGAUAAAACAGCAGGUUGAGCAGCCAUGAUUAUUUGGCCGAGUCUCUCUUAUGUACUAUCAGUGACAGCACUACUUUUAAAUACUUUACAACUUGUCUAUUAACAUUUUAAGCUGUAUGGAAAACAUUUAUUCCUCCUCAACUGAGCCUAUGAAUUAGCCAAAGAUAAUUAUAUAUUUGUUUUAAGACUGUAAUAAUUGAAUCUAAUAAUUGUUUUUAUUUGUAGUGUGUUUGGUAACACAUUCACUUUUUGGAGUUUAAUUUCUGAGCCAAUGUGUGCUGUACUGUGCUUGAUGGUCAGUAAGCUAAUGUCAAGAUUUAUAACAUAGCUAUCAUGAUUCUGCAUUUAUCCAAUUAGCAGCAAAAGUAUGACAAAGUGAAUAUUCUAUCUUGGAAACCACCACUUAUUACAUUUGAGAAAAUAAAAUCUGCUUCCAGAGUUAUUUUUGUCCCUAAUUAUCGAGAGUGAUCUAUUAUUUUAGCAACAGUAUGCUGUGUUUCUUCUAAUUUGAAGGUAAAAACAAAAGACAGUGAGAUUGGGAGAUUUGGAGAAAGAAAAAGGGCGGCAGCUCUCUUGACAACUAACUGGUCUUAGGCAGUUCCCACAUAUUUAUUGUUGAAGGCAACUUGCCUUUUCAUCUUGCACAGCUGCCUUUAAUCCUCAGUAGAAAGGCACUAAAUUGGAUUAUAGAAAUACUUUCCUUGUUUUGUAAUGUGGCGAAGUCUUGGGAUAUAGAAUGGAUUACUGCCAGCGCGGCAGCGGCGGUUUGCACCCUGAUAAGCGGCAGCCUGUGAAAUUAGUGUUAUAGUUGGUGAUAUAUUGCAGGCUG